Molecule: messenger RNA, 1716 nt
Organism: Betta splendens (Siamese fighting fish)
Lineage: Eukaryota; Metazoa; Chordata; Actinopteri; Anabantiformes; Osphronemidae
Product: sialoadhesin-like
Exons: 8
Coding region: 1-1113 (370 amino acids)
Source: RefSeq, a predicted model, not a curated record
AUGGAGACUGAGAUGGGUUUCACUGUAGCAGCCGUUGCUUUGCUCAUCGCUCUGAAUCCAGGCGCCCUGUGUGAGUCCUGGGCCGUGGCUCUGCCCCGGAGCCUCGUGGGCGUCGGCGGCUCCUGCCUCGUCGUCCCUUGCAGCUUCAGCGUCCCGAGGGAUCAGGAAGCAAAGAUCCUGGGCUGCUCAGACGGCGGCGUCUGGAGGAAAGGGGACCUGACGGGACCUGUCGUCCUCAACGCUCUCCACCCCUUCACCAACGUCAUACAAGUUCUCGGUGACCUGACGCAGAAGAACUGCACCACAAUGUUCCACAGCUUCCCAAAGAAUUACAGCGACACCUACUUCCUGCGGCUGAACUGCCCCGACGUGAAGUACACGUUCGCCACUGGCGUCGCCAUCGCGGCUCUGGGAGCCUUUUAUUGGGUCCGAGCGCCUUCAGACUGCGUCCUCCCCCUCCAGCCCCGCCUCCCCCCCCGGCUCACCCCUGCGGGGGUGCUGACGGCCGGGGCCCCCGUGCGGCUGCGGUGCUGGGCCCCUGCGCCGUGCCCCCUGCGGCCCCCACCCUCCGCUGGCUGCCCCCCCACGGCUCCAGGCGGGAGGACACUCACGUGCUUCAGGUGCCUCAUUGAACGCUGGCUGCCCCCCACCCUCCGCUGGCUGCCCCCCACCCUCCGCUGGCUGCCCCCCACCCUCCGCUGGCCGCCCCCCCACGGCUCCAGGCAGGAGGACACUCACGUGCUUCAGAGCGCAGACGGACACGUGACGAUGACGUCCACCCUCACCUUCGUCGCCUCCGCCGACCAUCACCAGCAGAACCUCAGCUGCUCCGUCUCCUACCCGCUGACGAAGGGCGGCAGCACCGAGGCGUCAGUGCAAACGCAGAGACUCAACGUCCUCUAUGCUCCCAGAUUCACUGUGGCGACGCUCUCCACAUCAGGUCCCGUUCCUGAAGGACGCAUUGUGACGUUCACAUGUUCCAGUGACGCUAAUCCAGCUGUGAGCCGCUACAUCUGGUACAGAGACGACGGUGGAAACAUGCUUGCGAUGGGUGAAGGGAGAAACUGUGGUUCUACCAGUGAACCAGAGGGACCGAGGGCUUUAUCUCUGUGAGGCCCACACCUCCAGGGGCUCCCAGAGGUCCAGGCCCGUGUCUCUGGAGGUCAGCGGUGCUUCAGGUGAGGCCGAGUUCUGGUUGAACAUGAAGGUUGCGUAACGCUGUGAAGCACAGCUGGUGGCGUUGCGUAAAGCAGCAGAGUUACAUGAGCAGCAGGUUUUAGUGGUUGUGGGUGGAGCAGAGCCACAAAGGCCAACGCUGCAAAAACAAAAGCUGUUUGUUUGUUUGUAACCUCUGGUUUCUGUCCUGAUCCCCGGUCCAGGUUCCUCUGAGUAUUCAUUCAUUUAUCACUACAUCGUGUCAGGAGUGAUGCUGGUUCUCUACAUCAUCACAGUUACUGGGAUUGUUUUCAAGCACAGAAGGUCAGAAUAGGCAUUAGUUUGCAGCUUUGCUCUGUUUUCUCAUGUUAAACACGUUGAGGCUCAGACUGAGGCUAAAAGGCUGCAGCAGCUCUGGCUCCUCCUCUUCCUGUGAUGAUGCUCAUUGUUUUCUUUGCUCUUUGGUCGCUGCUUCAGCUGCUGGCUUUGCUUCAUUCAUUCAUUCAUUCAUUCAUUCAUUCAUUCAUUCAUUCAUUCAUUCAUUCAUUCAUCUGACUAACC